Echinostoma caproni is the source of this 786-nucleotide messenger RNA. The record is from the annotation of a GenBank genome assembly. Lineage: Eukaryota; Metazoa; Platyhelminthes; Trematoda; Plagiorchiida; Echinostomatidae.
AUGCUUGGGCUUGUCACAGCCGAUGGGAGUACGGUGUCUGACUCCGGGCCGACAGACCAAGUGGAUGAUAUCACGACACGGAACAAGGGUGCCGAAUUCAUAUCACAUACCAAUACGCAUAUGGACGUGGUGACGAGCAAUGUAAAUGGGACCUCUCAUAACAAAAACACUAACAAUAAUAACAGCAACCACACGACUGCUGCUCCAGCUGAUUCCACUUCAGCUACUUUGAGCACCAGUGGAAACGCGAUGCACGGUGGACUGGGUAGUGGUAUGACAGGAGGGGGAAAUGGCGAUCCGGACUCCGAGUCCGUGCACAGCGCGAAUCAAGCUUAUCAGUUGUAUCCAGUGCGUUCAAGUUGUCAUGUGAUACAUCUGAGCAGCCGACAUAUGACAGGCGCAUCGUUUGAAAAAAAUCGGGAUGAACAAUCUGCUCAUUCACCUCAAGGUCUUAUAGUCGACUAUUAUCUGGAAGCACGCCUUAAAGCGAUCGUGGUUAAAAUCACUAACACCACAUUGCACCUUUACGAAGUUUUCACAAUUACAAAUCUGCAUGGUUCUUCCGCCUACUAUCGACAUCGACAUCAUCAUCGGGUAUAUGGCAGUACCGGCGGUGGUCAACCUGGAUCAGGUACCUAUGAAACUCCGUCGUCGAUGCUCAGUUCCGAUUUGGAAUCGACCAGUUNUCCGAUUUGGAAUCGACCAGUUUUUUCGAUUCAGAAGACGACUCUAGUCGGUUCAGAUCUACAGGCACCGUUCACUAAAGGAGGACGACUAGGGUUCUAA